Messenger RNA from Melanotaenia boesemani (Boeseman's rainbowfish), 2816 nucleotides. Its product is annotated as DNA repair protein XRCC4-like. Bases 160 to 1032 code for a protein of 290 amino acids. The transcript has 8 exons. Gene Ontology annotation, cellular component: nucleus; DNA ligase IV complex; DNA-dependent protein kinase-DNA ligase 4 complex. Gene Ontology annotation, molecular function: DNA binding. NCBI's taxonomy places the organism in Eukaryota, Metazoa, Chordata, Actinopteri, Atheriniformes, Melanotaeniidae. Gene Ontology annotation, biological process: immunoglobulin V(D)J recombination; double-strand break repair via nonhomologous end joining; response to X-ray. The record is from RefSeq and is a predicted model, not a curated record.
CGUGUUUGCUGAUUGAUUAAAACGAACGAGUUGAAGAUUGAAACUAGUACCCUUGACAAGGGGGUAAGCUGUGAAGAUUUCAGUUUAUUCUAAAACUGCCUCGUUGGGAGCUCGCAGUAAUUAACAGAAACUGUGCCGCGGAAAGGCCAUAUAAGAGACAUGAGCAGUAUAGUUCGUCAGAUUGCUCUAAGCACCAAUACCAGCACCCCAUACUUUCUGCGAGUGGACUGGGCCCUAGAUCUAGGCGCUGGCUUCACAAUCGCUCUCACUGAUGGCAGCUCAGCAUGGAUUGGAGAAGUUUCAGAGGACGAGGUGACAAAGGAAGCCAGUGACAUGGGAGUUACAAGGGAGAGAUAUGUUGAGGAUCUUCUUCAAGCUCUAACUAAAUGUGAAGAGGGAAGAGAUGACAAAGAAGAGUUUUCGUUCCACCUCUCUCCAGAUCACCACCACCUCUCAUAUCAAAAGAUCUGUAAAGACAUUUUGGUGCAGUUGGGCUCUGUGGCGCUCCAGCCAGCUCCGGACCCUGUCGAACUCACCCGGCAGAUGAUUGGCCAGUCGCUGCAACGCAAUCAAGACCUGGACAGAGAAAAUUGCCGAUUGUUGGAGAAGAAUCGUAGACUGAGACAGGAUCAGCAGCUAAUACUGACAGAGCUGGAGCAGCAAGUUCACGAUAAACAGAUGUUAGAAAGGGAACUGUACUCCCGGUUUGUCAUGGUACUGAAUGAAAAGAAGGCAAAGAUCAGAGACCUACAGGAUGCUGUCCUCCAGCUCCGCCGAGCCGAAGACCAACAGAUGGAGGAGGAGAGGGAACCAAGUGACAAUGACACAACUCAGAGUGAUGAUGGCAGUCAGGAUAGAAGAGAGCAGGAAGUUCAGAGCAUCCGUCCGUCUCAGGAGCCGACUAUCCUCAUCACAGGACGUGAUUUGGUGCCACAGGGCAUCUCUAUUGACCGGACUUUUUCUGACAGUGAAGAAGAACAGCCGAGACGGAAGCGUAGGUGGCUUCACACUCCGAGCACAGACUCCUUUUAGCAAAGAUAAAAUCACAGAAUAGACAAAGUGACAAGUUAUCUUUGGCUGGUCAAGUUUACAGCACUAUGCACAACCAAAACAACAGCAGCCAAGCAACAGUGUCCCAGAGGUGCCCCUAUUUUCCCAUGUCCUGGAGGAAGCCGGACUGUGUUACUACCAUGCCAUCUGCUUUAAAUGUGACAAUUACCUGUCACAGCUUUCAUUGGAAUCUUGGCUUUCGUCUUCAAUAAAUCAAAAUUUAAACAAUUAAUAAUGCCAUCUUUUCCCAAACUCUCCUGAGUGCAACCACCUGUCUGUUCUCAUGUAAAGAUCCAUAAAUGACACUUUGAAUUUUCUGCUCCUUCCUCAAGUUUUCGCUUUUGUUGCUGCCAAAACCUUGUGUUGUGUUAGACAAUCUGGACCAGGAGUAUUAACGUCAUUUCUGGAGUGAUUAAUUUGAGCUUAACUUGAAGUGAGCUUCUGUUGCCAAGCCACUCAGAUUCGGCUCAGUGUGAGACCCAUGAAAGCAUAACAACUACUGAAGGACAACUUGCUACACCCAGAAAACAGGGUGUCACCAACAAGAAGCUGAAUCUGCUUUGUUCCUGAUUACUCAUCAUGUCUUGCUGUUGUUUUCAUCCCUCUUUUCAUUCUGAAAUUAAACCACACCACAUCUUUAAUUCCCACUCUCUAAACUACAUCCUGCAGAAGAUAAUUUGAUCUUCCCUUUUUUUCUUGUUUUCUGCCCUUUUAUUCAGUGAACAUUCUGUGGUCAGAACUACCUGAUGGGUGUUUUCCAGUGAGUUAAUGGUGUGUUGAUUAUUACUGUCUUUGGUUUCUCUCUUUGUCUUUUACCUCUGCCACCAUGUUUAGGUUCCUGAGGUCACUGCAGUGUGUCUUCAUACUGAGACCACUGAACCAAUCGGUUCAGGGUCUUUAUCUGACCAUUCUGCCUUUAGCUUUUAGACCCUGUUGCAGUCUUUUGUGAUUUUGAUGAUACCUUUUUGUCUGCUGAGGACCACGGGUGGCCACUUGGAUAAUCCUCCUGCAACACGUUCUUGCUGGUUUAGUAAUCCCCACAGGAAUGUCACACUUUCCCCUCUAUGCACCCCAUCAAUAAGGUAUUUUACAAAGGGAACUAGAAGUGAAGGUCUAAGGCUAAUUUACAGAUGAGUGCAUGGGAUGCUGGUCGGACUUUUCGGUGGUUUUAGCCAAAAUUUUGCUUAGAUCAUGUAAAUCUGUUUGGUAUUAUUUUUCUUUAUUAAGAAUUGUGGUUAUUUACUAUGUUUUUUUAUAAUGUUCUAAAAACAAUUGUAAGUUUUACUCCAGAUAGUUAAAAAAUUGUGAUAUGUGAUUAAAAAAAAUAAAAAUAAAAAUAAUACACUACUGUUCAAAAGUUUGGGGUCACUUCCCUAUUAAAUCCCAUGACAACGUGAUCCCAAACUUUUGAACGGUAGUAUAUAUAUAUAUAUAUAUAUAUAUAUAUAUAUAUAUAUAUAUAUAUAUAGCGUUUGCUUUAUUCCCGGGUAUGUUAAUAGACCCCUCCCCCCACAGGUUUUUGUGUCAUUGAGCACCUAAUUACUCAAUCAAUGGUAUUAGUAGGCCUGCUGGUGUUCUAACAGCAAACACCAAACCAAAUAAAAACAUACGCCAUGUACAUACCGUAAAAUGUCAUUGUAACAUGUUUAAACUGGUUUAGUUUUAAUGAACCAAGUCUCAAACUAUUGUGUUGUGUUGGAGCUGAAUAAUUGCAGUGGUUCAUAAUUCUGCUUUUUGUUUCAGUGCUACCUUAAAUUAUAUUUUGA